This is a messenger RNA of Poeciliopsis prolifica (blackstripe livebearer), 2085 nucleotides long. Its product is annotated as translation initiation factor IF-2-like. The transcript has 15 exons. NCBI's taxonomy places the organism in Eukaryota, Metazoa, Chordata, Actinopteri, Cyprinodontiformes, Poeciliidae. The record is from RefSeq and is a predicted model, not a curated record. Bases 209 to 2017 code for a protein of 602 amino acids.
UACUUCCUGUUAGCAACCUGUCGGUUCAAACUGACUUCUGAUUAGCUCAGUAAUAUUGACUGUAAUCAGGGAGUCCUCCUGGAUUUACCGUUACCCCGCGGCUGAACAUGGAUAAAACACAUUUCCCACUAUAAAAUGUUUUGGGCUUAUUUCCGUCCAUGUUUGCAGCUUCCGGUUCUCUUCGCAGCGCAGCUCGGCGGAGUUUAGGAUGGAGUCCAGCAGCCUGGGGAGCGACUGUCUGUCCCCGGAGUCCACCGUGACGUCUCUGCUGUCGCGCUCUGGCCACCUGCGCAGCAGCCUGCAGCCUCCAGGCCGCGGCGCCACCUUCAGGUUCAGAGACCAGGAUUUUGAUUCGGCGUCGGCAGCGCUGGACGCCUACAUCGCAGACUUUGACCGCAGCUGCCGGCAGUGCAGGUCGCUGACGGCGUCGCUGGUUCUGCCACGCAGCCAGCCGGCCAAUCACAGGGCGGCCAGAAACAGAGACGUCCUCCGGGAGCGUCUGACCGACUGGGAGCUGGACUUCCUCAGCCUCCCCGUCAGCUCCCUCCAUCACCGCCUCAACCGCGACUCCAUGACCACAGAGGAGCUGCUGUCCAUCCCCUGCGACGGCUCGAUGCCCGUCACUCGCACGUCUGCCUUCAUUCGAGGCGUCCUGUCCCGCUCCCGGGGUUCUGAAGCGGUACCGCCCUGCGCCGGAUCCAGACGCAGCAGCAGCCAUGUUGCUCACCAACACCUGCACCUGGGCCCAGACCGGUACCAGAACCAGAAACAGAUCCGUUUUUCUGAUAGGACCUCCAGGUCGAGAGGGAGGCUGCAGACGGACAGACUCAGCCAGUCUGCUGACAUUCCUGCUUCUGCACACAGAGCUGCAGAUCUGCAUCUUCCUCGCUGGCUGACCAGCAACAAGUCGGCGCUGGGCUGCUCCGAGGUCGGCAGCCUGCCGGACCUGACCUACCCCAGCUGGGUCCUCCGCGCCGCCGAGCCGCCGCCCUGGGAGGAGCGCGGCGACGCGCCGCCUGGAGCGGCCAGAGGGACAGCUCCGUCCUGGGUGUUGGACCUGGAGACGGACGGAGAGCUGAACGCAGCGCCAGCACAGCUGAGAGGGAGGUCAAAGGGUGUGGUUCAGGCUGAAGGUGAGCAGACGCUCAGGGAGCUGCGGCUGCAGCUGGCCGAACACAUCUCCGCCCUCACCGCCGAGGGGAACGGGUCCGGCAGCCUGGCGGCGCCGUUCAGAGACAACAGGAUCGAGUCUCUGAUCCAGAAGGCCGAUCAGGUUCUGGACGCCCUGAGUUCUGGAGGAGCCGGAGGUUCUGGAGGAGCAGAAGGUUCUGGAGGAGCCGGAGGUUCUGGAGGAGCAGAAGGUUCUGGAGGAGCCGGAGGUUCUGGAGGAGCAGAAGGUUCUGGAGGAGCAGGAGGUUCUGGAGGAGCCGGAGGUUCUGGAGGAGCAGAAGGUUCUGGAGGAGCAGGAGGUUCUGGAGGAGCAGAAGGUUCUGGAGGAGCAGGAGGUUCUGGAGGAGCAGAAGGUUCUGGAGGAGCAGGAGGUUCUAGAGGAGCAGAAGGUUCUGGAGGAGCAGAAGGUUCUGGAGGGAAAGUGAGUCCUGUCGGCACUGAGGACCUGCUGCUCUCCCCGCCUCUUCGCUGUCCCUCCGCCUCGCUAACCUCCGGAACCACAGAGCUGGAUUCGGAUCAGACUCUGCUGGACGAGGAGGUUUUGAGCGGCGGUUACCAUGAAAAGGAGAGCUGCACGCAGCCCGGCCCGGUGGAGGCCAUGAAGCAGAUGCUGUUCCGGCUGCAGGCCGUGGAGGCGGAGCUGCAGAGGCAGCGGAUCGACGCCGACGGGCAGAGGACGCCGGAGAAGCAGGAAGUCGAUGUUGAUCCAGAGCUGCAGAGUUUCCCAGGAAGUCCAUCGUUAAAGAGAGUCGGGCUGUACCUGAACCGCCUGAAGAUGCUGGUGGAGGAUCCGGGUCAGAGAGGAAGACGGACGGACUCCUCCUCCUCCCGGCAGGACUCGUCCUGAAGCAGAUGGGCCGGCCCGGUUCUGCUGAUGUUCUGAACCUCGGACUCAAAUAAAAACGUUUCAGUAAA